AUGAUGUCCUCCACAAACGAAGAGGACCCCUUCCUCCAGGUCCAACAAGAUGUUCUCACUCAGAUGGCCUCGGCUAGGCCGCUGUUCGCCUCAUAUCUCCGCAUCCGCUCCCUCUCCACAAAUGCCGACUCCCCUGAACUUGCUUCCGCUCGCUCCGACCUCGAAGCCGCUCUCUCAUCCCUCGCCGACGACCUAGCCGACCUCGUCGCCUCGGUGCAGGCCGUCGAGUCCAACCCCGCGCAGUUUGGUCUCUCUGCACAUGAGGUGACACGCCGGAAGCGCCUGGUGCAGGAGGUCGGCGGCGAGAUCGACGACAUGCGCGACGAGCUUGCCAAGAAGGUCGACGCCGUCCGUGGAGGUGACCUGCCCGACCCCAACGCGUUCGCCAUCGACGGCGACGGUGACGAUACGUACGCCGAGUUUGAGCAGCAGCAGCAGAUGGAGAUAAUGCGCGAGCAGGACCAGCACCUGGAUGGCGUGUUCCAGACCGUGGGCAAUCUCCGAAGGCAGGCUGACGAUAUGGGUAGGGAGCUGGAGGAACAGCGCGAGAUGCUUGAGGUUGUCGAUGAGGCGGCUGAUCGCGUGGGUGGCCGACUGCAGACGGGCAUGCAGAAGCUGCAGCAUGUGAUACGCGCGAACGAGGAUCGGUAUAGUAGCUGCUGCAUAGCUGUCCUCAUAUUUGUGCUCAUCCUGCUGUUGGUCCUCCUCUUGAUUCUAUAA
This is a messenger RNA of Fusarium keratoplasticum, 720 nucleotides long. Its product is annotated as T-SNARE coiled-coil-like proteiny domain-containing protein. The coding region runs from base 1 to 720 and encodes 239 amino acids. Gene Ontology annotation, cellular component: membrane. Gene Ontology annotation, biological process: Golgi vesicle transport. The record is from RefSeq and is a predicted model, not a curated record. Lineage: Eukaryota; Fungi; Ascomycota; Sordariomycetes; Hypocreales; Nectriaceae. The transcript is spliced from 2 exons.